CUCUCCUAAAUCUAGUUAGCCUCUCUCCCUACUGUCUUCAUUACUACUAUAUAUACUCGUAAUAAGUACGAUUUCUGUACAAAUAUUAUUACUCAAGCACGUAUUCCUCUCCUAAAUCUAAUUAGCCUCUCUCCCUACAGUCUUCAUUACUACUAUAUACUCCUAAUCAGUACGAUCCCGUAACAUAUAUUAUUACUAUUACUGCAAAAACAAUGGAUGAAGGCAAGCAAGUUGUCAUGGCCGCACAAGAAGAGGGUUCGCAUUUUUAUGACCACAAGAAUCUUCCGCUUGGUUACCGAUUCGUUCCGACUGAUAAGGAUCUGUUGUACUACUUGAACCUCAAGAUUCUCAACAAACCUGUGCCGACCGAUGCCAUAAUAGAUGUCGAGCUCUACAAGUACCAUCCCCACGAUCUUUGCCAAAACAGUAGAAUGCAUGGAACAAAAGAGUGGUACUUUUUUACCUCGAGGGCUAGGAGGUAUAAUAAUGGUGGUCGGCCAAACCGAACAGCAGCUAAUGGUUACUGGAAAGCCACCGGAGGCGAUGUCGUUGUCCAAAGCAAGGGCCAAGAAGUUGGACGCAAAAAAGUGCUUGUGUAUUAUGAAGGCAAAUCUAAGAAUCAAAAGACUAACUGGAUAAUGCAUGAGUUUACGAUUCAUCAAAUGAAGGAUGUUGCAAGAUCUUCUACAAACCCUAUUCCAGAUGACAAGAUGCUGGAUAAGUGUCUGUGUAGAAUUUACUACAGAACAUCCAAAUCAAGUAAAAACGAAGAACAAGAUAGACAAGAAAACUUGAUUCCUAUUCAAGACAAUAACACGGCUCAUGUCGCUGCUGCAAAUCUGGCAGUAACGUCUAAUCAAAAUCAUCUGCCGUCACCAUUUGAUCAACCAUUCUCGCAAGAUGCAUAUUUUCCACACCCCCAAGCAAAUCCAGCCAGGCAAAGCAAUAAUGAUCAAUAUCCACCGGUCGAGCCCUGUAAUCCACCUCUUACUUAUAUGCGUGGUGAUCAUAUGACAAUGCAAAGGAAUAUUCAAUAUUCUUUGCUUCCAUCUCCUCAGAAUCUUGCAUGUGUUCCUGGUCAAUAUAAUCCUUCGUUACCACCUGGUUCAAUUACAAACAUGCCUAGUAAUUGUACGGCAAUGGAAAGCAAUGAUCAGUAUCAACCUAUUACCCUCAUUAAUGGUGAUGUGGGUUGCUCUUCAUCUGCAAAAUAUGAUGACGACAUUUACUUGGAUUUGACGGCUCCAUGUUUUUCUUCUCUAUCUGAUUUAUUGCCAACAACGGAUCCUAGUAAUUUUGCAGUUUCCACUUCUGCAAACAACGAUAACGAGUGCAUUGAUUUGUCUACUCCAACAGAUUGGCUUGAUCGAUUAGAUCUAAUCUUACCUUCGUUGGAUCCUACAAUGCUGGAUUUUCCUUUAGGUGAUUCAUCGAAUCGGCUGUUUCAGUCUGAAAAUUUUGGAUCGAUUUGAUGGUGAUAUUGCUGAACCUACCCUUGAUGACAAAAUGUGAAGAUCUUCAGUCAAGAGAGAAGAAUAUUGACAGUUUUGUUGUUAAUGAUUUUAUAGUGUUUCUAAAAUCUCAUUUUUUAUGUAACGUAAUGUGACAUUAUUUGUUCAAUUGGUGGCCAUUUUUGUGAUGAAAUUUUAUGU
Olea europaea var. sylvestris is the source of this 1652-nucleotide messenger RNA. Its product is annotated as NAC domain-containing protein 72-like. Lineage: Eukaryota; Viridiplantae; Streptophyta; Magnoliopsida; Lamiales; Oleaceae. The record is from RefSeq and is a predicted model, not a curated record. Gene Ontology annotation, biological process: regulation of DNA-templated transcription. Gene Ontology annotation, molecular function: DNA binding. The transcript has 3 exons. The coding region runs from base 213 to 1472 and encodes 419 amino acids.